GGGGUGAAGCGCCGCACGUCCUUCUACCUGCCCAAGGGGACCGUCAAGCACCUGCACAUCCUCUCGCACACCCGUGCCAGUGAGGUCAUCGACGCUCUCCUCCGCAAGUUCACCGUCGUCGACAACCCCCGCAAGUUCGCCCUCUUCGAACGGUCCGAGAAGGAUGAGCAAG
Messenger RNA from Cariama cristata (Red-legged seriema), 172 nucleotides. Its product is annotated as ras association domain-containing protein 1-like. Gene Ontology annotation, biological process: Ras protein signal transduction. Lineage: Eukaryota; Metazoa; Chordata; Aves; Cariamiformes; Cariamidae. The annotation marks the transcript as partial. Gene Ontology annotation, cellular component: microtubule cytoskeleton; nucleus. The transcript has a single exon. The record is from RefSeq and is a predicted model, not a curated record.